Messenger RNA from Haliotis rubra (blacklip abalone), 1467 nucleotides. Its product is annotated as RNA-binding protein 34-like. The transcript has 12 exons. Lineage: Eukaryota; Metazoa; Mollusca; Gastropoda; Lepetellida; Haliotidae. Gene Ontology annotation, molecular function: RNA binding. The record is from RefSeq and is a predicted model, not a curated record. The coding region runs from base 29 to 1300 and encodes 423 amino acids.
CUCUUACCCAUUCCAUUGCACGAUACAAAUGGCAGACAAUAAAUAUUUUGUUGGCCAAGUUGCUGAUUUACUAGGAGGCAAGAAGAUAAAAUCAAACACGACGACCCCCUCCAAAACCAAACUUGCUGCUCUCUUUGAUGUCAAGACAGAAAAAAAGACUCCCACAGAGAAGACCAACAAGUUAAAAAAAUUAAAGACUAUAAAAAUUGAAAUCAAGACAGAAAAAGAUGUGAAAGAAGAAAAGAAGUCAAGUCCAGGUACUGAAGAUCAGAUGCCGAAGGAAGCAUUAAAUAAGGAGCAGAAGAAGAAGAAGAAGAAGAAGAAAUCCAAGAAGGCAAAAGAAGAGGGAUUCUGUCCUCCCAAGGGAAUUGUGCAUGAAUCUCUGAAGGAAAGUUCAGAGGAACAAAAGAAGCAAAAACCGAAGAAAAGGAAGAAGGAGAAAGACUCUGAUGACGAAACUGAAGCUGCUCCCAAGAAGAGAAGAACAAAGUACAAGAGGGAUAAAACAAAAGACAAGAGGACAGUCUUCAUUGGGAACCUCCCGCUGGAUGUCAAGAAAUCAGCCAUGAAAGCCCUGUUUGCAGACUUUGGCACAAUUCAAAGUGUACGAUACCGAUGUCCACCUGUGUCAGACCCAAAGGUUUCAAAGAAAGUCACCUUCAUUAAGAAAAGUUUUCACCCCAACAGAAGUAAUAUUGUGUGUUUCGUGUGCUUUGAGGAUGAAGUGGCUGCAAAAAAGUCAUUGAAAUUAAAUGGCCAUGAAUUAAAUGGAUACCAUUUACGAGUUGACCUUUCAUCUAACAACAAGAAGCACAACAAAAAUAAUUCGGUUUAUGUUGGGAACCUUUCCUAUGAUAUUGAAGAAAACAUGGUGUGGAAGCACUUUGAACCGUGUGGAUCCAUCGAGAACGUCCGGGUCAUCAGGGACCGACAGACAGGAUUGGGCAAGGGAUUUGGCUAUGUGCUGUUUGCUGAGAAGUCCUCAGUAGACCUGGCCCUUCAACUAGAUAAGUCUUUGCUGAACGGGAGGAAGAUCAGAGUUACUAACUGCAAAAGUGUGCAGAAGAAAGAUUCUUUGAAAAAACAUCCUGUGAGACAGAGACUGCUGAAGAAGGCCAAGAAGAUGGGGAUGAAGCCGACCAACCUGCGUCCAGGCGAGAUAAGGAAACCCAAGUCCAUGAAGGACAAGUCCAAGAAGCCCCGCCACAGAGACAGAGUCAAGGAAGCCUUUGCUGCUACCCCUCCUGCUACCCCUCAAACCCCGCAGCCUCAUAACAGAAAACACAUCAAGUUCGACUGAACCAGGGGUGCUCAGUUUGAGUUUCUGGAAAAUCCUUUUGAAGGUGCAUAUUUUUGGGCAGGUGCUUGCAGCCAAACAUCUCUCCUGUUAGUGUUGGGAAUCGGAAACCAAAACCAAUAUCGAUUAUUGGAGGACUUGAGGUGAACGAUUAUCGAUUAUCAUCAAAA